Molecule: messenger RNA, 492 nt
Organism: Rotaria socialis
Lineage: Eukaryota; Metazoa; Rotifera; Eurotatoria; Philodinida; Philodinidae
Source: the annotation of a GenBank genome assembly
AUGGGUGACAACGAACCACAUGAGCAAGGACUAAGUGCUGAUCGUCGUAGUGAAUAUGAAGAAGCAUUUAUAUUAUUCGAUAAAGAUUGCGAUGGCUUAAUAAGCUCUUCUGAAUUGCCAUUAGUUCUACGUAGUCUUGGUCAAACAGUAACCAAUGCAGAAGUAACCACUGUCCUUCAACAGGCUAAUCUUGAUCCACGUGGUAAAUUUACAUCAUUAGAUUUUGUAAAUCUAAUGGAACGACGAGCAAAUUCUCUGAAUCAUGAAACAUUUGAAAGUGAACAAGAUGUACGUGAUGCAUUUCGUAUGGUACUUGAUCCGAAAGGAACAGGUACAAUAGCUACAGAUGAUAUUGCAAAUAUUCUAAACGUUUUUGGUGAAAGUGGUGGUUUAUCACAACAGCAAAUAUGGGAACUAUUAGGUACAGCCGAUAGAGAUAAUAGUGGGCGAAUUAAUUAUGAAGAAUUUGUCAAAGCAAUGACUUCUGGUUAA